CUUUGUUGUACAUCCAUUACUAGAAAAACCUCUCUUUCAAUUCUCUCUUUCUAAUCAUAUUAAUUAACUCUUGCAUCUUGUUUCAUUACAUUGUUCUCAAAGCUUCUUGAAAAUGGGGAGAGGAAAGAUAGAGAUCAAGAGGAUAGAGAACACUAGCAACAGGCAAGUCACCUACUCCAAGAGAAAGAAUGGUAUCAUCAAGAAAGCUAAGGAAAUCACUGUUCUUUGUGAUGCUAAUGUGUCUCUUGUCAUCUAUGGUUCUUCUGGCAAGAUGUAUGAGUACUGUAGCCCCAAAACCAACUUGAUUGACAUGCUGGAUCGAUAUCAAAGGCUUUCUGGAAAUAAGUUGUGGGAUGCCAAACAUGAGAAUUUGCAGAAUGAAAUUGAUAGAAUCAAGAAAGAGAAUGAAAGCAUGCAAAUUGAGCUUAGGCACUUGAAAGGAGAAGACAUAACAUCUUUGAACUAUGAAGAACUAAUUGCCUACGAAGAUGCACUUGAAAAUGGACUCACCAAUAUUCGUGACAAAAAGGAUGAAAUCCCCAAAAUGAUGAGGAAACAUGAACAAGUUCUGGAGGAGGAGAAUAAGCACCUUAUGUAUUUGCUAAAGGUAAAGGGUGAUUCGUCAGAAAACCGUCACAAAAGUUGGUGGCAACAAAGUGAAAUGGCAGCCAUGGGAGAUUACCAAGCUCAUGAACCAUUCUCAUUUCGUGUCCAACCGAUGCAGCCAAACUUGCAUGAGAGGAUGUAA
This is a messenger RNA of Cynara cardunculus var. scolymus (artichoke), 748 nucleotides long. Its product is annotated as floral homeotic protein PMADS 2. The record is from RefSeq and is a predicted model, not a curated record. Gene Ontology annotation, cellular component: nucleus. The transcript is spliced from 8 exons. Gene Ontology annotation, molecular function: DNA-binding transcription factor activity, RNA polymerase II-specific; RNA polymerase II cis-regulatory region sequence-specific DNA binding; protein dimerization activity. Gene Ontology annotation, biological process: positive regulation of transcription by RNA polymerase II. NCBI's taxonomy places the organism in Eukaryota, Viridiplantae, Streptophyta, Magnoliopsida, Asterales, Asteraceae. The coding region runs from base 113 to 748 and encodes 211 amino acids.